Molecule: messenger RNA, 1539 nt
Organism: Triticum dicoccoides
Lineage: Eukaryota; Viridiplantae; Streptophyta; Magnoliopsida; Poales; Poaceae
Product: WRKY transcription factor WRKY28-like
Exons: 2
Coding region: 72-1049 (325 amino acids)
Biological process (GO): regulation of DNA-templated transcription
Molecular function (GO): DNA-binding transcription factor activity; sequence-specific DNA binding
Source: RefSeq, a predicted model, not a curated record
CAUGCCCGUCUAGCUUCCCGGUUCUUCUUCGACUUCUCCCAUUCUUGAGCUACUGCGAAUUCAAGGAAGACAUGGACGAGCAGUGGAUGAUCGGGCAGACUUCCCUCAGCCUCGGCCUCAACGUCGGCGGGCCACGACGGGCUCCUCCGGUGACCAGGGACCACGUGGAGGAGGACUUCAUGUCUUCCAAGAAGAAUCACGUGGUUGAGGCGCUGGAGGCCGAGCUCCAGCGAGUGGGCAAGGAGAAUAGGAAGCUCAGCGACAUGCUCCGCGCGCUGGUGGCCAAGUACUCUGACUUGCAGGGCAAGGUCAGCGGCAUGAUGGCGGCGGCGGCCGCGGCUAACAGCCACCGCCAGUCGUCGACGACAUCGGAGGGCGGCUCCGCGGCGUCGGCGACCAGAAAGCGCCCCCGCAGCGACAGCCUCGAUACGGCCAGCCGCAACCCUUCGCCGCCGCUCGCCGUGGCCGGCAGCAGCGGCCGCUUCGCCGUCAGCGUCCCCGUCGGCCCCGACCAGGCGGAGUGCACGUCCGUCCACGAGCCGUGCAACAGCAAGCGCGGCCGCGCCGACGAGUGCAAGGCCAGCAGGGUCUCCAAGCUCUACGUCCACGCCGACCCCGCCGACCUCAGCCUCGUCGUGAAGGAUGGGUACCAAUGGCGGAAGUACGGGCAGAAGGUGACCAAGGACAACCCGUGCCCGAGGGCCUACUUCCGGUGCUCGUUCGCGCCGUCGUGCCAGGUGAAGAAGAAGGUGCAGCGCAGCGCCGAGGACAAGACCGUGCUUGUCGCCACGUACGACGGCGAUCACAACCACGCGCAGCCGCCCAAGCAACAAGGCUCUGGUGGCAGGAAGAGCGGCGACGCAGCCGCCGUCCGCGUAUCAGCUGCGCCGGUGCUUGCCCAGCAGCAGCGGAAGCAGGAAGCUUCGACGGCGGAGCAGGUCGCCGAUAGGAAGAACCUGGCGGAGCAGAUGGCGGCGACGCUGACGAGGGACCCCGGGUUCAAGGCGGCACUCGUCUCCGCGCUCUCUGGUCGGAUCCCUGCUGCCUGACCGAAAACCUGCCAGCACAAGAGAAUAUACUCAGGAAAACAUUUUUCAAGAGAGAGGGCCGGCGCAUGACUUGCACCUACGGCGACAGACCUGGCACCUCGACGGCCACGGCUACCACCGAUGCAACCCUGACGUGAGUGAUGCCCACGCGGGCGUCACGGUGGCUCCGUCCGCGGCUGCCCUGGGGAAUGCCGCCGCGGUGAAGGCAACUACGCUGACCGCGGCAGACCUAGCGAGAGGCCCCGCGGUCGCUCCGGCCGAGGCAGUACCGGCGGUCGCCGCAGCGAAACCAGUGGAGAUCAUCGACCUGACGAGCUCCUCUGGAAACUUCUUCUGAGCCGAGGAAUAUCACGACGACGAUGGUGGCGCGACGUUUCUAUGCAUCCAUGACGUAUUGAAUAUUUUGCGCAGUUCAUCUACAUGUAAACUGGUGAACUGUUUCCAAAUUAGUGAGCGUGCGAACUGAUGUUGACUUUUCUGCUGCAAAAUU